Bombus pyrosoma is the source of this 2094-nucleotide messenger RNA. Its product is annotated as kynurenine/alpha-aminoadipate aminotransferase, mitochondrial-like. Gene Ontology annotation, biological process: biosynthetic process. Bases 264 to 1577 code for a protein of 437 amino acids. The transcript has 8 exons. NCBI's taxonomy places the organism in Eukaryota, Metazoa, Arthropoda, Insecta, Hymenoptera, Apidae. Gene Ontology annotation, molecular function: L-kynurenine:2-oxoglutarate transaminase activity; pyridoxal phosphate binding. The record is from RefSeq and is a predicted model, not a curated record.
CGCGCUGUCAGUGUUGAUGGUAAUAGCGUUGGUGUUUCAUGAAAAAGAAUGUGUUAUUAAACGAUCCAUUUUUAGUUUCUGUUCUUUUCCAUUCGUUCGCGUUUCCUGUUCGCCGGCCGGAAGUUUUGUUUGUUACCGGCAUAUCGGGAUUUGUCGCAAAAAGAGUCAUAUUUUUUCCAUAGUUUCACUUGCUAUUUGCCAGUCGUUUCGCUUUCCAUCCAUUUGACGUUCGAACCUGGUGCAUCGAGGGAAAGUGAACGAGGAUGCACAAGACGAGGGAAAAAUUCGAGAUGGAUUAUUCGUCGUUCAAGACGGAAGUCUCUAAACGUAGAAGAUCGGCCACUACCAGGGAAUUGACCAAAAUAGCGUAUUCAGCGCCGAAGAACGUGGUCUCGUUAGCGGAGGGUAUGCCAAACGAAGAAACCUUCCCUUUCGCAGAGAUCUCCAUCAAACUCAAAGAUGGAUCGUCUUUCACCCUUGACGAGCGAGAAUUGGGUUCAGCUUUGCAGUAUAUUCCUACUCAGGGCUACCCGCCGCUUCUUCAGAGCCUGAGGGAGUUCCAGAGAAGGACGCACGCACCACCCUUGUGGGAGAGCCGUGACAUCGUGAUCGUCUCUGGAUCUCAGGACGGAUUAAGCAAAACUCUCGAGGCCAUACUCGGCCCCGGCGAUCCUCUCCUGGUGCACGAUCCUUUUUAUCCGGGCGUGGAAGUUGUGGUCUCGCCGCAUAAGGUGGAGCUGAUCCCGAUCCCUCAGGAUGAGCACGGUGUGGUUCCAGAGAUUCUCAGGGAAACGUUGAGGAACAGGGAGCUGUCUGGCAAGAAAAUGCCAAAAAUAAUGUACAUAAACGCCACCGGAUCGAAUCCCACGGGCGUCAUUAUCCCGUUGGAAAGGCGCAAGGAGAUUUACAGGAUAGCGUGCGAAUACAACUUUCUGAUCCUGGAUGACGAUCCUUAUCAUUUCAUGCACUUCAACGAGGUGGAACCAAAAUCGUUCUUAUCGUUGGACACGGAAGGCAGAGUGAUUAGAUUGGACUCAUUCUCAAAAGUGAUCAGCAGCGGUCUAAGGUUGGGAUUCAUCACAGCAGCGGCUCCGCUGAUAGCCAGUAUAGAACUCCACUUGCAGAGCAGUCACCUCCAUGCCACUACAUUAUCCCAGGUGAUACUGUACAAGCUGAUGAAAUUAUGGGGAUACGACGGAAUGAUGAAACAUUUCAUGGGGAUAAGGCGGUUCUAUAAACAACGAAGGGAUAUUAUCGCCACACUCGCUGAAAAGCAUUUGAACGGUUUAGUAGAUUUCACGAUACCAAGGGGAGGUUUCUUCCUCUGGAUCAAAGUUCGAGACAUUAAGGAUACAUGGAAGAUGAUUAUGCAGCGAGGAGUCACGGAGGGUGUCAUAAUGGCGCCUGGUGCAGCCUUUAUGAAAGAUCCUAGCAAACCAUGCAACGCUAUUAGAGCAAGUUUUUCCAAAGCUUCUUACGAAGAAAUGAACUUGGCAAUGGAAAGGUUAGCGGAUCUAAUCAGGUCCGAGUUGCGAAAUAAUUACUCAAUUAUAAAUGAAAAUCCGUUCAUCAAUUAACGCAUAUGGAUCUUUUUAUAUGACGAAACUUAUAUCGAUAAAGUAAUGCGUACUAGAGAAUAUCGUAUGUUGAUAUGGUAGAAAUCGUCGUAUCGUAGAAAAAGAUCUUAUCGACGAACAGCGACGUAGAGAAAUCUACCUAAUCUAUCCUACAAAACUUGCUCAAAAAUAUUUGUUAUCUUAUUUGCUAGAGGACCGUAGGAUCAAAUUUUUUUCGCGCUCUAAUAUACAUAAUUUUAUAUUAAUUUUCAUGCAAUUUUUUGUUGAAAUCAUCUUAUUCAAUUUGAUCAUUUUCCAUUUCAUCGCUCUAAAAAACUAUCGGUAACUUUUUUUUACGUAAGUAACAAUUAGUGUAAAUAUCGUGUGUACUUAAUUACCAUAGGAUUUCGUAGACGUGUAUCGUUAGUACGUGUAUUUAUCGCGGAUCGGCAAAGUAUUCUAUAAGCUUAAAAUAUCUUGUAUAAAAGUAUUGUUAUGCCAUGUAUUAAUGUUAUGUAAAUAAAACUGAGUCAAUCAA